AUGGAUGGCAAAGCAUUCGCUUGGAAGUCAGUAACAGACUCAGCAUCAACAGCAGAAUUGGGAAGGCCAUUCCAAAGGGGGAUAAGAAGUGGGAAAAAGGAAAACUUUAUAUCCAUUGGUGCGAGCAAAGAUAUGUCUGAACUUAUGAGGAUAUUUAGAGCGAUUGCUUCUAUUAGCUAUGGUGACAGUUGCUGGAAAUGUUAAGUGAGUCCGGUUGUGCACAGCUUUAUACAUUAUGGUAGCGGCGUUUAGAUGUCGACGGACUUCAGGAGUGUCCCAGCCCAGCGAAUGCUGCAUAGAAGUUACGCUGGAAAACUGUGAAUAAUCUGAACAGACAAACUCGAAGUUUAACUCGAGUAGUGGACAGAUUUAGGCCGAGCGUAGAAGCACGUGUACGAGACCCGUGGAAUCCCAGUCGACGCGUGAGGCGAACUUGACCAUACGCGCUCUGUGUCAACGAUAGCCUGAGAAUCUUUCUAAAUAUAUUCAAAGAGCUAGCAUCACUAAGCGUCCGCACGACGAAACGCUUUCUCUGACUUCUCUGGCCGCUUCCCGCUAUAUUUUCUAGUAGUUGGAGGGAAUUUAGUCCUUCUUUGAUCGCUUUAAACCCGCUUUCGUCUGCAUUCCAUCGGCGUAUCAAAGGCUCGGGUUAAAGUUGUGGAAAAGAUGAGUCGUUUUUCAACAGAAUAGAAAUUAUUUCUAUUUACUUUUGUCAGUUCUUUGAAAACUGAAGAAGUAUGCGCAUUUCGAACGAGAUAGAAUUAUAUAAGAGUGGUGAAAAAAUUAUAGCAUUUGUAGCUAAUAAUUAGUACUUUUUGAAAUACGGAUUAGCAGGUGUGUCUCACGUUUGAGAUUUAUGCAACUGGCUCCCAAAAGUCAAACUCAGGUGACUGCUCCCGAACAGAUGCUAAUCUAUUCAGAAUUAUAAGUAGGAAAAACCCUAGUUUAAAGCCCAAACUAGAAUAAGUCAAUGAAAUGGCAAGUCGUUCAGUAAUGUUUAUUUGGGACUUUUCGGCCCAGCGGUAUGAUUGUUUCCACGAAGGAAGUUUAUUCCUACAAAACACCUGCGUCAUUCGGAUCCAUUCCCAGUUCAGUGAACAUGAAUGACGUGUCUUUUUCUAAACUGAACAUGGGAAUGUGACAUCUGGUCUAAAAUUCUAAAUCUCGCCAUUCAUCGUCAGUUUAUUCAUUUCCAAACUAUUUAAUGAUAGCAGUUUUUUGGAAAAAUCAUAAACGAUGGCUUUUUUUAAAUCAUGCACAGAUGGCUUUUAAUAGGCACUAAAAAUGAAUACCCCCGACUCUAAAAAUACUCAAAACCGCCCACCCUUUCCUUGCGGUCUCCAUUAUGUAAGGGCCUUCACUGGGUGACCAAUGGUAAACAACGCCAGGAGUAGCUUUGAAAAUUUAACCUGAUGUUCUGAACUGGACUGUUUCUUUACCGCAGUUGAUUUACUUUUGACUAAUAUCAAACAAAAACUAUAAUCCUCUGACACGAUAAUAUAUAGAUUUAGCCAGGGCUAAAAGCGAAGCUCCCGUUAAUAAAUUCAUAAUUUAAAUCAAACAAUAAACUUGUAAUCCAGAGAUCAGUUCACAUUCGUGUGAUAUUUUGAGGCAAAGGCUAAGUGAUUUUAGAGAAAAAUAAUUUGACAGUCCAAGAGUGAAACAAAUUUUACAUCGAGUUAUUGGUCUUAUUUGUACGCCCAAAAAUAGCAAUCAUGUUCGAUCACAGUAGAUUAGGCCUGGAAAACAAAUAGACCUAUUCGUGUAUUGUAUUUGCAUUAGCUGUUGCAUCAUAAUGUAGUAUUCUCCAGUCUCUCCAACAUUGGUCCGUUAGAGAGACUAUGGAUAAUUGGACAACCCCGAAAUAUAAUUUUAAGAAACACACGCCCCACGAUAGUCCUUGGUGGCAGCCAAUUUACACGUUGCAUUCCUUUGUCUAAAAAAGGUGUUUGUGUAUACGUUCCGACUGUCCGGUAUUUGAACCCGUUCAAAACAAUUAUGAACUUUAUUUUUAUACUAUAAAUUUACGACAUAAUAACUCUCCAUUGUGUGGAAUUCGCGAGGCUUUGGACAGAAAGUAACUUUUAAAUGACAAAUCCACAAUGACUGAAAAUGUUCUGCGAAAUAGCUGGCGUGAUUCUUUGCAAACCUUGAAUAAUCGCAAGCUCUGUGAAGUUAAUUGAAAACUGUUCGUGUUGUCUCAAAUAUGCCUUCAUCGACCUAAAACAAAACUCACAAGAAUUAAACUCAGGACUAUAAGGGGGUUGAAAACUUAAUUCAACACUUCGAUUUCUUAGCAUUAAGCGCAACUGGUUGUCCGUGAAAAUUGAAAUUUGAAUCGCAACUUGCUUGGAGCAAACUGCCAAUCAAAAUACCAACAUUGCGUGACAAUAUUACAAAGUGGCACGCAAACGAACAACCGGUUUCACUGUUUAUACUACUACAUGAGAAAUUUCUGCAAUCUGAUUGGCUUAGAGCAGUAGUAUUUCAGCUUAAUUUGAAAUACCUACAUGUGAAAAUUACAAACCUUUUUCGGGUAGUAGUAUAAACAAAUAAUAGCAGGAUUUGUACGUGAUAUUUCAAAAUUGUCUCAAAUUUCACUCGCCUAAUGGCUCGUGAAAUUACGUAGAACAAUUUCGAAAUAUCACUCGUGGUAUUUAUGUCAAAUAUCACUACAAAUCAUGCUAUUACUAUACAAAUAACGGUAUCGAAUAUAGGAAAGCGACUUCGCCUUUUGAAAAGAACAGAUAAAUUUUUGUGACCGAAAGCUGAGAAGUUUGUUUUACAACUCACUUAUCCAGCUAAUACUCGACUACGCGGGUUACCGUGUAGCAUGAAAAUUUUGCGGGAGUUUUAUUUUGCGGAUUGGCGAUUUUUUGUGGUUUGCGGGAACAAAUUUUUGCGGUUCGAGAUGACUGAAAUUUCUGGUGGGAACUAAUUUUUGCGAUUCUCUGUUCAAGUAGCAGAAUUGCUGGUUUUCAGUAUCACGCCAUUCAAAAUUGAUGAAAAUAAAAUCAAAACCGUUCUAUAUAUAACGUCCAGAAUCUGGGAAAUGAAAGGAGGUACAUAUACAAAGACCCUAUACGAAAUAUCCGAAGAAAUGUUUUACCCAGACUGAUAGACAUUUGUAAGGAGACGCCAUUCUGGUGCUCACCUGGAUGACCUCCAACAUGGCAAACGGAAACCAUCAGAAACAUCUAUACCGAGUUUUGCUACAAAAGCGUAAAUUUAUUCGAAAAACUCAUAAACAUGAAAGUAAUACUUUUUCUAAUACAUGAACUGUUUAGAUAGCAAAAUUUCCUGAAAUAAGUCAUUUUUUAACCUAUAUGACAGCUCUCUCGGCCGUCAUGUAAAUGCCGCGUCACGCAAAAGCUUAGAAAUUCAAGUGUACUCUGUCACAAAACCAAGAACCCUUUUGAAGCGAAAAUUUGUAUGAAAAUUAGUUUUCAGCUGUUCUAACGCAUCGUGAAAGUAAAAUCUCGGUAGGAUCGAUAGUUUUUUAGUUUGAAUUUUAGUGACUUCAUGUGAAAACCAACAAUAUUUAAGUGGAAGAAACCUUAAUAUAGUAUUUUCAACUUUUAUUUUACGGUAUGUUGAGUCAAAGUUCACUCUACUUACAUAUUUACAGUCAAACCAAGUCAAGCGUAACCCCCAAGAUUCUAUCAGUGAAUUGAUUAUUUGAAAAAUGACUCCGUUAGUCGUUCCCGUAACUGGUGACAAGUUCAAAGCGGCAUUUCUGCAUGCGUAAUGAGCAGUGAAUAUUUUACGAGAACUUCUCUGUAUUUGGUCAGAUUGGAAAUCUUUGAAUGGAUUAAGCUUCUUAGAAGACAUUUACAUCAAUUUCAGGAAAAUGGAGCUGCUAGAAAUUUCAUAACUGCCUCGUGUGUGAAUUCACGGCUCAUUACACAUACAAGAAUGCAGAGAUCAAUCUGAAAUCUACAACUAGCAACGGAUUCAACUUUUGAAUAAUAAAUUCAUUAAUGGAUCUUGGGGGGUACGCUUGAUCUGGUUAUGGAGAAUAAUACGGUAAGCACUGUAAUAUCUUACUGCGCAAAGGGACUGAACAACAGCAAAACAAAACAAAAGCCUAUCCCAACCAUACACAACAAGUCCAUUAAAAGCAGAGUUUUUAAUUUGACUGAAUGGAGUUAAUUUUUGCGGCGUUUUAUUUUGCGUUUUUUUUUUCUACGUUGACUAAUUUUUGCGGAUCGAGGUCAAUAAUUCGCAAAAAUUAAAACCCGCAAAAUUUUCAUGCUACACGGUAUUGUCUUGGGGACAAGAAGCAAACCGAAGCCGCACGUCCAAGACGUAAUCAAUUUACAGAAACGAUGCGCCAGAGUAAUCCUAAACAAAAAUGAGACACCCCCUAAGGGCCUUUAUUUAGAGACCUUAACGUCAUGCCAUGAUUUGAUAAAAGACAAGAACGCGCUUACAUCGAGUCUCUCUUGCUUGGAGAUUUGAUCGAGAAAGCUUAGGAUAACUGUACAAAAAUAUUUUUAUUCAUAAAAGUGGCCCUGUCCUUUUGGCCAGUAUUACCGGAGAAAAUGGUACCGUCCAGCGGGACAUCCUGAGUUUUAGCAAAUUUGUUAGGAGGCAUAUCAUAUCUAGGUUUUUUAUUGCUAAACGGUCAUUCUUUAGGUUUCCAAAAGGCCAGGGUAACUAAACAGGAGUGUUUUUUUUCUCGUAAAUUUGCCUUGUGCUUUUGGCCUGUAUUAUCCAAGGAAAUAGUACCGCCUAGCAGGACAUCCUAAACUAUGUCAGCAGUUGCUUGCAUGUAUUACUACAUGACAUGCAGUUUGUUAUUGUUAAAUUGUAAUACAUACCUUGCCCUCUGAAGGCUUUUUCCUACCAGCUGGGGACAGCUGAACAAAGAUAGUUUAAUUCAUUCCUUGUUGUUGUAAUCAGAUGGGGAAGUGCAAAACCCUUUUUCUGGUUUAACAUUUGAAAUCCAAGGAUAACCAAACAGGAGUGGUUUUUAGUUUUAAAAAUUGUCUAGCGUCUGAACUUUUAACAGGAGCACCCAACGUGAAUAUAGUUCAAAACCACUUAAACGUAGCAUUGUUGAACGUAUUUUAGUAUUUAAACGGUAGAUGUAGGCAUAUUUUUAUCCCCCCCAAAUUUUUUCAUCUGUUCGGAUUUCCUAGCUGAAAGUCCAGUGAUCUGAAAAUUAUAGGGAUCAAAACUUACAUUUUCGAACAUUUCAGCCAGAAAAAGGUUCCUGAAAAUUCUAGGUGACCUUUUUAGGGUGAAAACCCGUUAAAAAAUGGCAGGCAAGCAAGAAAUUUUGCAACAAAAGUUCCGAAAAUUCUAGAUCUCAAAUCGUCUUCCGAACAGAUAUUUUCCGAAAAUUGACGUUGGGUGCCUCGUUUUAAUACCUGCUUAUAGUUGGGCAUUAUCCCCCUGCUGAGGUACUCUGUAAGCUGAUCAGUAACUGUAGUGAUGUAUGAAAAUUGUUUAAAAGGAUAAUACUUAAAAGUUCAUAUUUAUUUUGAUGGAAUUGCAUAAUGAAUGACUUUCCAUUUAAUAAUGUUCAUUGCAAAGGUGAUGAAAUAGCAAAACCUACCAUACAGACAAAGACACGACAGUCAGUUGAGUUUAAUUGCUGUGGUACAUCUGUAAUGUAGAAAUUGAACAGAACUUGUCACUGAAGAGUUUCUGUAAUUUGGUCCGUGAACGAAGAACAAAGCAUACAGGUUUCUUGUUAUGAUAUUGGUAGACAGUUACAAUGUACUGUCUAUUUAGCCUAGGUUCCUCUUCAAAGUUUUUAAUUUUUUUUUUCAAUUCUUUUUUCAAUUUUUUUUUUAAAUGAACACUAGUGAGCAGCACAAAGCAACGCGAGGAUCUUGUUUACUUGAUUUAUUUCUCCGACCGGUAGUGGGGUUAUUGGGGCUGUUGACAGUUGGGGAGAGGGGGGAAGUUAAAAAUAGAGAGUCUCCAGAAUCAACAACCAAGGUUGGUUGCUGCCAAGGUAGGUAGGUUUUUGGGUAUGGUAAUGUAUGAUAAUGAGUUUGAAACAAAACAAAAUAAAAUUUAGACCAAGGAUAAAAUUGAACCACAAUUUCAGUAUGGAAAGGUGGGGAGAGGGGGUGGGGGUGGGGUGAGAUUAAUGUUGUUGUCACAAAAAAGGGAAUUUUGAUUUGUUUUGAUAGUGCCAGCCAGAGAGUACAGCCAACUGUACCAACUGAGUGAUACUGACUAGUCAAACAACACACGUAUAAUGAGGACAGGAAAUAACAAUGAUUCUAUAACAAUAAUAAAUAAUAAUAAUAACAACAACAGCAAUAACAAUAAUAUUUAUGAUAAUAAUAGAUCUAACUGUAUAACAUGAAUAAAAGGAAAUCAUUUACAUAAUCGACUGCUGAUAUGAUCAAUGAGGAAUUUUUCAAAGAACAUGAGAAUCACAAACAUCGCAAAGUAUACCGUAAAAUCACGCUUCCCUGGCGAUAAAACGGCACCUCUAGCUGUCAUUCUUAGGUGAUUACAACAACAAGGAAUGAAUAAAACUAUAUUUGUUCAGCUGUCCCCAGCUGGUAGGAAAAAGCCUUCAGAGAGCAAGGGAUGUAUUACAAUGUAACAAUAACAAGCUGCAUGUCAUGUAGUAAUACAUGUAAGCAACUGCUGACAUAGUUUAGGAUGUCCUGCUUCUGCUUCUGUCCUGCUUAUUUCCUUAGAUAAUACAGGCCAAAAGGGCAAGGCAUUUUUUAAGAAAAAAAAACCCUCCUGUUUAGUUACCCUGGCCUUUUAAAACCCUAACGAAUGACCGUUUAGCAGUAAAAACCCAGAUAUGAUAUACCUCCUAAAAAAUGUUGCUAAAACUCAGGAUGUCCCGCUGGACCGGGUACCAUUUUCUCCGGUAAUACCGGCCAAAAGGACAGGGCCACUUUUAUGAAUAAAAAUAUUCCUAUACAGUUAUCCUAAGCUUGUAGAAACCUACAGAAAUCAAGUUGUAUACAGCACCGUUUCACAAUAA
Porites lobata is the source of this 6970-nucleotide messenger RNA. NCBI's taxonomy places the organism in Eukaryota, Metazoa, Cnidaria, Anthozoa, Scleractinia, Poritidae. The record is from the annotation of a GenBank genome assembly.